UUGAUAUAAAAUUCUGCAUUUUAUUUAAAAAAUGCCCUCCGUAUAUUGUGUUUUGUGCGGCAAUCGUGAUAAAUCGGUUUCCUAUUUUGCAUUUCCAAAAGAAGAGAAUAUUCGCAAGCAGUGGCUAGCAUUUUGCGGAAUAAAUGAACAAGUUCUUAACACCGUUACUAAACUAUGUACAAAUCAUUUUCGAGAAGAAGAUAUAAUAAAGAAACCUAAGCGUUCAUAUAUGAAACCUAAUACUGUGCCAUUCAUUCAUGGAAAGAAAGGGACAAGAUCUCUAUACUUGAAUUCGUUUAAUAAUAAAAUUGAUUAUAAGAACAAAAAGGAUAUUGCUACUGACAGGAUAAAUAUUGACUACAAUGUAUCAGUAAACGAUACUUCUGUGACAGUUACUGAACGUAUACCACAGAGUAGUGAAAAUGUGCAGUUGAAUUGCCAAACAUCUUCCGAGGCUGAAGCUCGAUCUCGUAUUGGUAUCAUUGAAAUACCAGGUUCAACUGCAAAAGCUAACACAUCAUUAAGAGAAUAUUUCUCAAAUUUCCAAACAUGUACAAAGGCCAUACAGAAACCUCGUUAUGUUGGUAACAUUACAACACAACAUCUAAGUACAUUGAGAAAAGUGCAAAGAUCUUUAAAGAUAGCAAAACAUACUAUCUCACGACAACAAAAAAAAAUAAAAUCUCUGCAGCAACGCCGUAAUAGAUUUAUUGCUCGCAUAACGACAUUAAAAUGUUUAAUCAAACAUUUGAAGAAGAAGAAUUUACUUACAGAAGCGGCUGCUGAAAAUUUAAAGCUUCUUCUUCUUCUUCCUUUAUGAUUGGCACGCGCAGCCACGGCCGCGAUCAGGCCAUAAAGUUAGUUACGAUGAUAUGCAAUGCGAUGGUGAAUAGGCCGGAACACGCGCGCCAGAUCGACAUUUGCGUAGCUUAAAGAACUCGGGGUAUGGAUGGAUAUCGAUACUUUUGAAAUAUGCAAGGAUAUAUUACAUAUUGGACUUGGUUAGAGGGUGCGAGAGUGAAUGCAUGCGUGCGAAUGUAGCCGUGAAUUAGAUUGCAUAUUGUAGCGUAAUUAGAGGCGAUAAAUAGGAUACUAGAGGUAUGGAUAAGUAGGAUCCGGUGGCAUAGAAGCGACACAAAUAAAGGCGAUAAGAACUUUGCAGCGAUAGAACGGUUUUAUACGAGGUAAGGAGAAGGAAGGUAGGUGAAGUUAUGGCGUCGAAAGACGCGAGCGUCAGGAAGACGGAGAGUCGGGAAGGGAAGGCGGUAGGAUAGCAAGCAGAGGAAGUUAACGACAGAGGUGAGGGGCUCAGUUGUGGGAUUCUCUAAACGUUUUAUCGACAAUUGUCGCUAUCGUUAACUAGCGACAGCCAAUGACAGCCGCGCUUUCUUCCAGGAUUGUCCUGACAUUGGCUGUCGCUAGUUAACUAUAGCGACAAUCAUCAAUAAGACGUUUAGAGAAUCCCGCUACAGAUGGCGGGAAAAAGGUUUUUAGGGAAAAAACAUUUAGGUUAGAUGAAGAGACAGUGGAAGGGUCAAUGAAGAGAGGAGUGAGAGGGGAGGUAGAGGAAAAUAUCUGGGAAGAGUUUAAAUUAAUGAAAGAGGAAAGAAAGGUUUUCAUGGAAAAUAUAAGGGAGAAAAGAAAAAUGCUCAUGGAAAGUCUGAAGGUCAAGGAAAGAUUCUGGGAGGAGAGGAUUAGAAGGAUAAGAAGAGAAAAUAAUAAAAAGAGAAAAUAAGGUAAAGUAAUGGAUAGAGAAUGCGGAGAAAAGGCUUAGGGUGAAAUCAUACGUUGCGGAAAAAGA
This is a messenger RNA of Mycetomoellerius zeteki, 1801 nucleotides long. RefSeq lists its product as uncharacterized. The record is from RefSeq and is a predicted model, not a curated record. The coding region runs from base 32 to 820 and encodes 262 amino acids. Gene Ontology annotation, biological process: regulation of apoptotic process. The transcript is spliced from 4 exons. Gene Ontology annotation, molecular function: sequence-specific DNA binding. NCBI's taxonomy places the organism in Eukaryota, Metazoa, Arthropoda, Insecta, Hymenoptera, Formicidae.